UUUCUGAAUUUCUUCCCGUAUUUUUAUUAAUUUUUACUUCCUUAGUUUAACUCUAAUCCUCCAUCGUGUUUGUUUUCCUCCAAACUUCAUUAUGUUUCAGCGUGUGCGCGCUCCCGCUUGGCCACAUGCGCGCGUCCUGACGCUCCUCGGAGGAGUCGCGUUUCCAUCCAGAGCGAAUCAAGCAGGAACCGCCGGACCUCCGCUGCUGCUGCCGCUGCUGGGAUUUUUAUCCUUUUCCCGUUUCCUCCUCACCUUUCUGGGAGCAGGACGGAGUUUCCCGUUUGGCGCCGAUGCUGGACGCUUCAACUGGUGUUCCGGAGGCGAUGCUGCCUGGAUUCUGGGCUGAGGCGGGCUCAGCGGGUUUUCCUCCACAGCCUCAAUGAAAGUUGGAUUUUUUUCCCCCCGCAGGUUUCCCAGAGGAUGAGUAAAUGGAAAGGAUCGGGAUCAGGUGGUUCGCAGUGAAGCCGCCCAUUUUUCCCGUUUCUGUCUCCGGUUUUUGGAUGAAGCGUCUCCCCUUCACUCCCACUGACACCAGCUCGGAUUUCCCCUCUUGUGCGUUUCCAGAAUGGCUCGCUUCGCAGACGAUCUACCCACCCGCUAUGGAGGGAGCGCGGGCGGCGGAGGGAGAGGCGCCCCGGGCGCCGGGAGAGGGGGCGCCCGGGGCGGCGGCGGCGGUGGCGGGCAGAGGAUGUACAAGCAGUCCAUGGCCCAGAGAGCCCGAACCAUGGCCAUUUACAACCCGAACCCCGUCAAACAGAACUGCCUCACGGUCAACCGCUCCCUGUUCAUCUUCCGUGAGGACAACCUCAUCAGGAAGUAUGCAAAGCGAAUAACAGAGUGGCCUCCGUUUGAAUACAUGAUCCUGGCAACGAUUAUCGCCAACUGCAUCGUCUUGGCACUGGAGCAACAUCUACCUGCUAGCGACAAGACGCCGAUGUCAGAACGCCUGGACGACACGGAGCCGUACUUUAUUGGAAUAUUCUGUUUCGAGGCGGCCAUUAAGAUCAUCGCCCUGGGCUUCGCGUUUCACAAAGGCUCGUACCUCCGCAACGGCUGGAAUGUAAUGGACUUCGUGGUCGUCCUCACAGGGUGAGUCCGCCUCUCUGGGCUCGAUGCCUUUACAGUGGCUGAUUUCAAGCGUGAAUGUUGCUCGACAAGUGACCCAUUCCUCGAUGGUUUCGGGAUUACAUCACCGUUACGAUGGGAAGAAGUGCAAAGAUACGCCGAAUAAAUGCAGAAAGCGGUUUCAAAUGAUGAUUUCAUGAAUUAAAAGGGAAAACAUAAGGUAAGAUAACAUAAUGAGGUUUUAGUGGAGGAAAUGUGGCCUUAAAUCAGCCUUUUUAGGGUUAUACCACAGCUACUUUGACUAGGCCAUUCAAAAAUCUUAAUUUUUUGUUUAUAUUUUGAGAAAAUCCUUCAUAUUAUUGUUCCACACUGAUUGAUAUCAAGGGAUGUGUUUCUCAUUCGUUCUU
Molecule: messenger RNA, 1472 nt
Organism: Poecilia latipinna (sailfin molly)
Lineage: Eukaryota; Metazoa; Chordata; Actinopteri; Cyprinodontiformes; Poeciliidae
Product: voltage-dependent P/Q-type calcium channel subunit alpha-1A-like
Exons: 3
Coding region: 566-1093 (175 amino acids)
Biological process (GO): calcium ion import across plasma membrane; chemical synaptic transmission
Cellular component (GO): membrane; voltage-gated calcium channel complex; neuronal cell body
Molecular function (GO): high voltage-gated calcium channel activity
Source: RefSeq, a predicted model, not a curated record